Molecule: messenger RNA, 2386 nt
Organism: Monopterus albus (swamp eel)
Lineage: Eukaryota; Metazoa; Chordata; Actinopteri; Synbranchiformes; Synbranchidae
Gene: rad17
Product: RAD17 checkpoint clamp loader component
Exons: 17
Coding region: 307-2220 (637 amino acids)
Biological process (GO): DNA repair; mitotic DNA replication checkpoint signaling; DNA damage checkpoint signaling
Cellular component (GO): nucleus; Rad17 RFC-like complex
Molecular function (GO): chromatin binding; ATP hydrolysis activity; DNA clamp loader activity
Source: RefSeq, a predicted model, not a curated record
UCAGUUUUACGCCAGUUUUACGGCACUGCGAGUCCUCUGAGUUUAAAUCAUGUAUGUAAAUAGGUAAAACUUCACUUUGUUUCGUGGUCAUACUUGUAAUGUUACUCCAGCUUUUGAUUCACAAAUUAGUUCCCAUUAAACCCAAGCAAGAGUUUGAAGUGACGGAAACACCGAAGUCUGCUUCUUGCACAUUAAAUGGUCCAACAAGCCAGUUCAGACUGACAACCAGCAACGGUUCCCACUGCUCUUUAGGUUCCCAGUUCUCCACUGAACUGCUACGGCCAAUGUCAAGCACCGCAGUGAAGGAUGAACAAGCUUUCUUUAGGAGAUAAAGCUGCUGCAAGCAGACAGGUAAGCCGCUGGGUGCAUCAAUCUUUCACUGAUUUGCCAACGGACAGCUUUUCACGGCCUGGAAGGAGAACAGACAGUCAGGUUUUGUGCUCUCAGGCUGAGCCCAAGAGGCCAAGGAAGAGGAAAGGAAAAGUCAGAAGCUCAGACCCUCAUGUGUUGAAAGAAUCAGCCCAGAGGGACCAGGAUGAGCCCUGGGUAGACAGAUACUUGCCACGUUCACAGGUUGAGCUAGCCGUUCACAAGAAGAAGAUAGAAGAAGUAGAGAACUGGAUAAGAGCUCACGCAAACUCACCAAAGGGUGGUAUCUUGCUGCUGACAGGACCAUCAGGCUGUGGAAAGACUGCUACAGUCCAGGUUUUAUCUCGGGAGCUGGGCCUCAGAAUUCAAGAGUGGACUAACCCCACAAAUCUGGAGCCAUACAGCAGCAGCAGUCAGCAGGAAUUCAGGAUGAACGGCUUUUCUUACAGCUCCCAGCUAGCCCAGUUCCAGGAGUUCCUUCUCAGAGCCAACAAAUACAACUGCCUGAACAUGGCUGGUGAUGGAGGAACUACACACAGGAAGCUCAUACUGGUAGAGGAGUUCCCAAACCAAUUCUACAGGCAGCCUGGCAGCCUGCAUGAAAACCUGAGGCGCUUUGUGAAGACCAGUCGAUGUCCUCUGGUGUUCAUAGUGUCAGACUGUGCGAGUGGAGACAGCAGCUCACGCCUUCUUUUUCCCAGAGAGAUCCAGGAGGAGCUGGACAUCAGCAGCAUCAGUUUUAAUCCAGUGGCUCCAACCGCAAUGGUGAAGAUCCUGACCCGCAUUUCAAGCCUGGAGGCAGGAAAAAGCUGCGGGAGGAUGCGUGUCCCAGAUCAGGCAGUGUUGGAGUCGCUGUGUUCAGGAAGCUCAGGAGACAUUCGCAGUGCCAUCAACAGCCUCCAGUUUUCCUCGGUCCCAGAUAUGUCACUAGAAAAGGGGCUGUGGAAUAUGAAGGAGGACAGACCGGUUGCUUCACUGGGCAAAGCUGUUUCCAGAACAAACCAGCGGAAGUCCAAACAGACAAAGGAGCAGGCUAUUGGAGGGAAAGAUGCUUCUUUGUUCCUGUUCCGAGCACUGGGAAAGAUCCUGCACUGUAAACGGGGGGAUCAUGAAGGCACUGAAGCAGCUGGAGGUGGCCCUGGAUCUGGUCUGCCAUCUCACCUGUCUCAUCAUCACAGAGAAGGCUUAUUAGUGGACCCUGAGUUGGUUGUUGAAUGUUCACACAUGUCUGGAGAAUUCUUCAACCUCUACCUCCACCAAAACUACCUGGACUUCUUCUCUGAGAUGGAGGAUGUCGACCAAGCCAGCGAGUACCUGUCUGAUGCUGAUCUCCUCACUGCUGAUUGGACGAGUCGAAGCACCAUGGAGGAUUAUGGGUCUUCAGUGGCCACCAGAGGUCUCCUUCAUUCCAACUCCCAACAAGUUUCCGUUGGCUUCAGACCUCUGCACAAACCCAGCUGGAUACUAGUCAGCAAGAAGUACCGGGAAAACUGCCUGGCAGCCCAGUCUUUGUUCAGGAGCUUCUGUCUGACACCAGUGAGUCUGCAGACUGAACUUCUGCCAUACCUGGCCAAACUCACCAACCCUAUGAGGAACCAAGCCCAGAUAGCCUUUGUCCAGGAUGUGGGUCAGAUGUCACUGAGGAGGUUCCCCGGCAGAUUAAAACUGGAGGCUCUGACAGACAAAGAGCCAGGCCAGCUGGAGAUGGACAGUGAGGAGGAAGAGGAGAAGAGAGAGGAAGGGCAGGGUGCAGUUGAGGAGGGUCUGCCAUCCAGUCAGCCUCGACCCGCUACAAGCCAAGUCCUUCUGGAGGAAGAGGACUUGCUCAUCGAGGAAUAUACCAGUGACUAGCACACACCUUUGUUAUACUGUGACACAGUUUUCAUUAUUAAGUUUUUUUUGUUGUUUGGAUUUUUUAAAAAUAGAGUUACGGUUUAGCAUGGAGAUUAGCACCACACGAUCUGAGGUCUUAAAUUCGUGUUUGACUUUUGUCACUUGAUCCCAGAACUUAGUCUGU